Dictyostelium purpureum is the source of this 945-nucleotide messenger RNA. Its product is annotated as Rab GTPase. Bases 79 to 672 code for a protein of 197 amino acids. The transcript is spliced from 5 exons. The record is from RefSeq and is a predicted model, not a curated record. NCBI's taxonomy places the organism in Eukaryota, Evosea, Eumycetozoa, Dictyosteliales, Dictyosteliaceae. Gene Ontology annotation, molecular function: GTPase activity; GTP binding.
UGUUUUUUAUUUUUUUUAUAGCAUAUAGUAGAUCAUUUAAAAUAUUAUAAAUAUUUAUAUAUAUACAUUUCAAUAAACAUGGCAGAUGAAGAAAUCUUAUUUAAAAUUAUUUUAGUUGGUGAAAGUGGUGUUGGAAAAUCAAGUAUAUUAGUUAGAUUUACAGAUAAUACAUUUACACCACAUUUUGCACCAACUUUAGGUGUAGAUUUUAAUGUAAAAACAAUUAGAAAUAAAGAGACAGGUCAAACUGUUAAAUUACAACUUUGGGAUACAGCAGGUCAAGAAAGAUUUAAAUCAAUUACACAAACUUUCUAUAGAGGAUCACAUGGUGUUAUUGUUGUAUAUGACGUUACUGAUCCAAAAUCAUUUGAAAGAUGUAAAAAUUGGGUCGAAGAUAUUAAUCAAAACACACAAGAUGGUAUGAUUAUUAUAUUGGUCGGUAAUAAAUCCGAUUUAGCAUCCCAAAGAAAAGUAACUUUUGAACAAGGUCAACAAAUGGCUGAACAAUUAAAAACUAAAUUUUUAGAAGUCUCUGCUAAAGAAAAUAGCGGUAUUACUCAAGUAUUUGAUAUUUUAGUUCAAGAUAUUGAAGCAACCAUGAGGAAUAGCGAGGUUGCACAAAAACAAAUGGAUUUAAAUCAAAUGAAUGGUCAAAAGAAAUCUUGCUGUUAAAUUAUUUAAAAUCAAUUAUUAUAGUUUUUUUUUUUCCAAAUCCUUUAUUACCAUAUAUAUAUAUCCAAACCAUCCAAUUUUUUAAAACCCUUCAUACAUUCACACCGCCAUUAAACUCAAAGAAAGAACAUCUAUCCUUCUUUUAAUAAUAUUAUAUCAAUAACAAUACUCUAUAAAAUAAUUUUUUAUACUUUUUUUUUUUCUUUACAAAAAAAGUUACCAUCCACAACCUUUUUAAAACAUAAAUAAAAUGCCCAAAUGGGUUUGUUAAUU